CCAGAAUAAAACAUGAAGAUACUGAGGAACAAACAGAUGGGAAUAACAGAGCGAAGAGAAGACCUGAAUGAAGUAGAGAAACACUGUGACUUCAAAACUGAAGAAACAAAAGCCAAAAAGCUGCACUCCUGCUCUCAAUGUGGAAAGAGUUUCAGUCAAAAAGGAGACCUUAACAGACACAUAAGAGUUCACACUGGAGAGAAACCGUAUCCAUGCACUCAGUGUGAGAAGAGUUUCACAUCUUCAUCAUUACUCAAAAUUCAUCUGCGUGUUCACUCUGGAGAAAGACCAUUUCACUGUGAUCAGUGUGGAAAAGAGUUUAUUUUGUCAUCACAUCUAAAACAACACCUGAAAGUUCAUUCAGAUGAGAAGCCUUAUGUGUGUUCUCUCUGUGGAAAGAGUUUUUCACGACUGAUCAGUUGUAAACGGCACCAGAAAACACAUGAUGAAGUGAGAGAUCAUGUGUGUUGUGACUGUGGGAAGAGCUUUACUACAUCUAGUCAUCUGAAACAGCACCAAAGAAUUCAUACUGGAGAUAGACCUUACAAGUGCUCAUAUUGUGACCAGAGUUUCACUCAGUCUGGAAACCUGAAUUCACACGAGCGAGUUCACACUGGAGAGAAGCCGUACGACUGCACUCUGUGUGGAAAGAGUUUUAAACAUUUAUCAAGCCUUCAUGCCCAUAUGAAAAACUGUUGCAUGUGAUCAACAUUCGGUUUCAUUUCAAAUAUUCAUUUGAAAUCUAUUUUUUUUAUUCAGGUUGAUUGUCUAUUUUUUUUUUUUUUUGGUUAAAAUGAAUGGAAGACUAGAACGAUUUAAGAGUUGAAGCUUCGAAAGUGUAAAUACAUUUAUUUAUUUUUUAUUUUUUGCCAAAUCUAUCUUGAAUUUUAUAUAUUCAUGUCAUACUUAUUUACUAAGUUUACUAUAUUGUCUUCUUAAAGAACAUGCACUUACGAAAAAUAAAUUGAAAAAACAUCUUGUCUUGACAAAAAGUGUUUAGCUGUGAUUGUUUAAACUGAAAACAAGUCUAAAAUGUGUUUGUGGAAAUAGUUGUUCACUGCUGGACUGUAAGCGGCACCAGAAAAUACAGACCAUGAGAGAAAUCAUGUGUGUUUUGACCACAGCCGGACUCUCUUCUGUCCGGUAGUGGCUUCACUUUUACCUGUUUGCACUUAUUUGAUUUGUUCAUUUAUAUGCCUGUCAGAAAACAUUAACCACAUUUCUACUAUACAGACCAUAUAAAAUUCAAUCACAUUUGCUCCUGUUUGUUUGUA
Molecule: messenger RNA, 1274 nt
Organism: Pimephales promelas (fathead minnow)
Lineage: Eukaryota; Metazoa; Chordata; Actinopteri; Cypriniformes; Leuciscidae
Source: RefSeq, a predicted model, not a curated record